Molecule: messenger RNA, 4810 nt
Organism: Dunckerocampus dactyliophorus (ringed pipefish)
Lineage: Eukaryota; Metazoa; Chordata; Actinopteri; Syngnathiformes; Syngnathidae
Gene: tmem151bb
Product: transmembrane protein 151Bb
Exons: 2
Coding region: 380-1861 (493 amino acids)
Source: RefSeq, a predicted model, not a curated record
GCCACCCUUACCGUGUACCUGCCUCCUGCCUCCCCUCGAAGUACCCAUGGACACCCACCGUGGCAAGUCUCCAUAAACCCCAAACGGCGCCUCAUGUUCCUGCAGACAGAUACAAGGUCAUGUCCAUGUUGUCUUUGUACAUUCAAGUAUGUAUAAAUAUUCUCUGAUUUCGCCUUACUGCUACACACCGGAAGCGGGGAGGGAGGUGGGAUGCGGGCUUUCCUAGGCUCGCGUAUCCAUCUUCAAGCGACCGCAUCCUGUGUCCAGAAUGCGUCUUUCCACACGUUUUGGGAUUUUUUUCUCGCCUCCUCGAAGCGUCUAGCUGGUCUCAGCGAGGCACUCCACGCCCUGUCAUUAUCGUCAAUAGCUGAUCAGCACCAUGUCCCCCCCGGCGUCGGCUGCCAGUGAAAGCAGCACCACGACCGUGUUUGAAGAGGACACCAGAGAGGAGCAAAGACCCCUCAAGCAAUCCCUGAGCAAGUCAUUGUGUCGGGAGAGUUUCUGGAAAUGUCUUCUCCUGUCCGUUCUCAUGUACGGCUGCAUGGGGGCGAUGGUUUGGUGUCACGUCACAGAGGUGACCCGCCUCACAUUUGACAGCGCAUUCAAAGGGAAAUCCAUGAUGUACCAUGACAGUCCCUGCUCUGACGGCUACAUAUACAUCCCUCUUGCCUUACUGGGCAUGCUCUACUUGGUCUACCUGGUGGAGUGCUGGCACUGUCACGCCAAGAACGAGCUGCAGCACAAAGUAGACGUGGAGGGCAUUUAUGAGCGGAUCCAGAGAAUGCAGCAAGCCAAGCCGUGCAUCUGGUGGAAGGCCAUCAGCUACCACUACGUGCGCCGCACCCGUCAGGUCACGCGCUAUCGCAAUGGGGAUGCGUACACCAGCACCCAGGUUUACCACGAGCGAGUCAACACCCAUGUAGCUGAAGCUGAGUUUGACUACAGUCACUGCGGAGUGAAAGAUGUCUCCAAACAGCUGCUCAACUUGGAGAAGUCCGCCCUCACGAAGAUGCGCUUCACCAAGUGUUUUAGCUUUGCCAACGUCGAGUCUGAGAAUUCCUACCUUACACAACGCGCCAGGUUUUUCACUGACAACGAGGGCCUUGAUGACUACAUGGAGGCCCGGGAGGGCAUGCACCUGAAGAACAUAGAGCUGAAGGAAUACAUCAUGGCUCUAUCCGACCCAGAGCACCACCCCUGGUAUCUGUCUCAUUACGUCUUCUGGUUUGCCUCAUUCCUCACCUUCUCAUGGCCUCUACGAGUCUUCACAGAGUACCGCACCGCAUAUGUCCACUAUCGUGUUGAGAAACUCUUUGGACAUGACUACAUCCCAGUGACGCCAUGCGAUGAUCGCCCAUAUUGGAGACGCAUCCCUCGUGUAAACACCAUCGACAGCACAGAGUUGGAGUGGCACAUUCGGUCCAACCAGCAGUUGGUGCCCAGUUACUCGGAGGCGGGCCUCAUGGACCUAGCCCAGUGCCCCUCCAACUUUAGCGGCAUUCGGCAGAAUUGUGAGCGGUGCCACAGAGCCAUCAGUUGCUCUUCAGUGUUCUCCAGAAGCGCCCUCAGCAUCUGUACAGGAGCCAGCUCCCGAAUCCCCUUUAGUGGCAGCAGAUUCUCCCUGGCCCGGCGCUACGGAUCACAACGAAGCUGCUUUUGGAGAAGUGGCAGCUUGGACGACCAGGAGAGUCCCAGUGAAAACACACGCUGUCUGUCAGAGCGACCCACCACAGACGAUGACGAACCCCCGGACUAUGACGAUGCAUUGUGCUACCCGGUGCUCAUUGUCCACUGCAGCGAGAAUUGCCACAACCACAGGUCCUUCCACAGGAACGGCUCCUGCGUGGAAACUUCACUCUGACUGCACUGACAGAACACCCGAGCAUACAGAUCUAGUCAGACGUUGGCUCACACUCAUCGUGGGACAGAAUGUCAUAUUCAUUUGGGGAGCUUCAUGAUCUAUUUGAACCGUUGGAAUGAUUAUACAGCUUGCAUCUACAGUACAACGGUUUUUAAAAACACGACAAUUGGCUGUUCAAGUUUGCAUGUAUUUAGGAUUUUCACAAAUUUACACGGGGUCAAAAUAUAUACAGGUUGUUUUUUAAGAUUGGGAUGACUAUAAGUAGAUUUGAGCCACUAUAAUUCUGACCUUAUGUAAACUGGAGAAGCUCUCAAAUUAAUCCAAAUUUGUGCACCCAAUGUUUGUUUUUAAACAUGAUUGAAGGUGUAUGUUGUAUACAAGUAAUGCAACCACCCUGGAAAAAGAACCGUUCAAAGACAGAGAUCAUUAAAAAUGAAUAUGACAUUCAUGUCAAUGAUGAGUGCAUACAAACAUCUGACAGGAACUGCAUCUGUAGCAUGAUACACUAGUUUAUGUGUUGUCAUUUGUCAAGCAAAUGCCUGAAUCCUGAAUGUGUAAAUGACCAAAGCAAUAAGAGUGAAUCGUGACAUGUGAAACCGGCCAGUGGGCCGAGACUGUUAACGCUGCAUAUCAUUGCCACAGCUUUUAAAGUCGUGUACAUUGAUUACAUGUAAAAAUGGCACUGCAGUUACCUCACAGGAGCUGGACUGAAGGGAUGAACAGAUGUAAACAUCUGUCAUUAAAAAAGCAAAAAAACGCAUCAGAAGAGUCAAUUUAGGAGUUUUCAACCACAGCAAUAACCACAAAAACACCAAAUAUGUCAAUUCAGUUAGUUACACCGAUGCAUAUCACGUGAUAUAAUAUUAUUUAUGCCAAACAGUAAACAUGAUAUAGUCUAAUAUGUCAGUUUAUAAUGUGUCGCUUCGUAUGUUGUGAUGAAAAUUAAUCAUGAUUUAAAUGAACUCAAGUAGCCUUUUUUUUUACACCUUUGCCAGACUUUUUCAUUGCGCAGAAUUAGGGGUGUUACAAGAUGACAUUUUAACAUUAUUUUUAAGAAAAGUACAAUGAAAAUAUGACUGGACAAACUGACUUUUUAUUGAACAGCAUCACAAAACAGCGCAGGUGUGUUGUGAAUUGUUUAUAGUUCCACAAAUUAACGCUCAAAGAUAUUAUUGUCAACGUUUUUGGAGACCAAAUAAACCACUGUUAUGAUAAUAUACUGUAUAAUAAUAAUAAUACAGCUCACUGUUUUUCUGUUCUAUUUGGUCUAUUUACGUCAGGGCCAUCCAGCUGUCCUUUUAUAUUCAUAAUUAAAAAAAACAAUUUCAUAAAAAAACAACAACAUUUACAUACAUUAUACAGGCAUACAUUUAAAAACGAAUCUUAGUGUUUUAUUAGUUAUUAGUAUCAACAUUUUAGCUUUUUCUAGUUAUACAUUAUGCCUUUUUGCUCUAUUUUACACUUUUGGUGGGUUUUAGUUUAGUUUAUUGCUGUAAUAAGCCACGUUCCACAAAUGGCCCCUAUGCCACACUUUGGACACCCAUAUGUGUUUUGUCAGGAAGGCGAUUGUGUCCAAACUCUACAGUACCUUCUUGGCUCUUUCGGUCAGGGACUGAGUUACAUUGUGGAGGGUUUUUUUUUACAGCUUUCAGAUGUGCAUUGCACGGCGUUACGGAAGUGGAGCUCACGUUCUUCACCUUUGUUGAUGGCUUGUAUUUAAUUACUGAAUAAAUGCAUGACGCAAGAAACACUUACAUGCGUACCCUUACUAGCUAAAUAUAUCGACAAUGUCGCUAAAUUACCAACGCGGAUCUCAAUUGCCGGUACGUGAAAGCUGGAGCUUAUCCAAAUGCAAUGAGCAUCAAUAGAAUUGCUCGGUGUUUAAGGGUGCAGACAAGUCUAAACAUCUAUGUGGGUUGAUCUGACAAAUCUUGAAGUAAAGUUGAUCAAAUGUGGAAUUACUACAGCUUCUGCGUGGACAUCCCUACUCAGAUAGUGUCUGUUUUGAGGUCACUUUAAAAUGAUUUAUCUCAGUUUGGCUGCUGUUUUAGGAAAUGGUGUGAUUUUUGUCACUCACAUAAUUAGCUUACAGUAGAUUUUGAAAUCAUCUGAAUGUGUCUCAUUUGGAAACUUUUACACAGAUGACAAGUGUAAUGUUUGUUGGUUCAAACAUAUUCUUUCUACCAACUGCCAUGAUUCAAAAAACUGGCAACUUUAAAAUGAUCACCUACAUGGAUGUUGUGGUCAGACAAGCCAGGGACAGCUUUCCAUUUAAAUUUACCAUACCAUGAAAAGGUCACAACUGUGAUUACUGCAUCUGUCAAACAACCAAACUCAAGUGUGCAUUGAUCUGCAAAAAAUGACACAAGAUCCACGCCCACGAUUGCAUGAUUAUGUCUGAACAUGUGUGUUAAGAAGCAUAAAACCUGAAUAUGAGCCACCAGCAUACAUCAUGGAGUAUAUCAAAUAUGUAGCGCAUGUACUGCGGUAAUAUAGCAGCCCUUUCAAGUACAGUUGAUGCAAAAAUGCACUUAUGUUUACACACUUAUUACACCAUUUACAUUUUGUAAUAUUGAUUCUUUUUUACAACGUCUAACAGGUGAAAAUAUUGUGUAUUAUAAACUAUAUGUAUAUGUAUAGUUUCAAUAAUUUUGUGCAACCAGUAUAUGCACUUGAAUUUACAGUGGAUUUUAUUAAAUGGAUUGAAACUGAAAGUUGAUUUAAAUGAAUUGAAAGUUAUGCAUUAUUCAAGCUGAUAUAUGGUAUAAUAUGUAACUAACAACCAGAAAACAGUACAAAUCUAAAGGUUAUAACUUAUUUUACAAAGUUAAAAAAUGAUUGUUUUUAUAUUAUUGAAGUGACUGCAUAAAAGAUGAUUAUCCAAAAAAUGUAAUCAUUUUCAUCAUAUGCUGAUAAAUAAUAACUGCAAUAAACGUGGGGUCAAGGCUA